UAAGAGAUUUGUGGUCGCCCCGGAUGUAGAUGGGUUGCUAGAAGCAAUGGAGAGGGCAGAGAGGGAGCCACGGACGGUCCUCGAUGGGGAGGAGAGCUUGAUUACGAUGGAUACGACAUAGAGUAGUAGCUGUAUAUCUUCCGGGCCGGCACUUGAUAAUUUCAAUUUCAUCUCUUACCCACGAACCACCAUGUUCUUCAUCAAAGAGCUAACACACACGAUCCUGCUGCACCCAUCCUACUUUGGACCGAGGAUGCUCAAUUUUCUCGAGUCGAAAUUAUACGCGGACGUUGAAGGGACGUGUUUGGGGUCUUUUGGGUAUAUUAUUGCUGUGGUUUCUAUAUUGGAUAUUGGGAAGGGUAUGGUGCUGAGUGGGAGUGGGCAGGCGGAGUUUAUUACGCGGUACCGGGCUAUUGUGUUCAAGCCGUUCAAGGGGGAGGUCGUCGAUGGGGUCGUCACGAAUGUGAACAAGAUGGGAUUUUUCGCUGAAUGUGGACCAUUGACAGUGUUUGUGUCGCACCAGCUUAUACACCCCGGCUUGCGAUUUGACCCUAAUUCGAAUCCUCCUUCGUUUGCCUCUGAGGAUCAGAUUAUCGAAAAAAACACCCGCGUGCGGCUGAAAAUUGUCGGUACUCGUGUUGAUGCCACCGAAAUCUUUGCCAUUGGCACGAUCAAAGAGGACCAUCUUGGUGUCAUAGACUGAUGAGUGUGAGGGCGCUCUGCCUUGUAUAGGAUUUGUAUCUACAACAGCUUGUAUCUCCGACGUAC
This is a messenger RNA of Desarmillaria tabescens, 768 nucleotides long. Its product is annotated as RNA polymerase Rpb7. Gene Ontology annotation, biological process: DNA-templated transcription; transcription initiation at RNA polymerase II promoter; positive regulation of translational initiation. Gene Ontology annotation, molecular function: translation initiation factor binding; single-stranded DNA binding; single-stranded RNA binding. The record is from RefSeq and is a predicted model, not a curated record. Bases 191 to 703 code for a protein of 170 amino acids. Lineage: Eukaryota; Fungi; Basidiomycota; Agaricomycetes; Agaricales; Physalacriaceae. The transcript is spliced from 6 exons. Gene Ontology annotation, cellular component: P-body; RNA polymerase II, core complex.